CAAUACUCAAUCGUCAAUUUGUCAUAACAAUUUUCUAACCUUUAAAUAUGCUAAAAAGUCGAAAUUUCAAGAACUUAUGUCUGAAUUAUCGAAAAUUUUCCGCAAAAUGGACUUGCAUAACGUGUUCAAGAGCAAAAAGUUCAGCAGAGCCGAAGACGAAAACAUACUCUCAUACAAUUCUGUUUCCCAAAACCAAUUUUCCGGCGAGAUCGAAUAAUGCAAUUAAAGAAGAUAUUCAAAAGAAAGCACAGUUUUCUCAACUAUACAGUUGGCAAAGAGAGCAUCUGACAGGUUCAGAGUUUGUGUUGCAUGAUGGACCACCAUACGCCAAUGGAGACUUGCACAUGGGGCAUGCUGUCAAUAAGAUAAUAAAAGACAUAAACAAUAGGAGUCAACUCGUCCAAGGUAACAAGGUGCAUUACAUUCCCGGUUGGGACUGCCAUGGCUCGCCCAUAGAAUUGAAAGCUCUGAAAACCAAGAAGGACAAAAAUGAACCAACUGACCCUGUACAAUUGAGAAAAAUCGCUCGAACAUAUGCUUUGGAGACUGUUCAGAAGCAAAAGGAGGCAUUUAUAAGUUGGGGUGUAAUGGCUGAUUGGGACAAGCAAUGUUAUUUGACGCUCAACAAAAAGUAUGUCCAAGCGCAAUUGAGACAGUUCUACAAGAUGUACAAGUCUGGGUUGAUAUACAGAGCCAUGAAACCUGUUUACUGGUCUCCGUCCACUAGGACAGCAUUGGCUGAAGCUGAACUGGAAUAUGACCCGGUAUACAAAAGCAAAGAGGUGUAUGUGAAGAUGGAUAUGGUGCAAAUACCUGAACCAGCACAACAUUUAAGUAAAACAAUAUCAGCAGUUAUAUGGACAACUACUCCGUGGACCUUAGUAGCAAACAAGGCGAUCGCUUACAGUAACCAAAUGAAGUAUGCGGUUGUGACUCUUAGUAUCAGGGCAGAGGAGUUAUUUUUGAUUGCUAAAGAUCAAAUCCUGGAAUUGGAGAAAGUUUUGAAUGCUGAAAUUGCUGUGUUGGUUGAGUUUGAAGGACAUCAUCUCCAAGGGUGUACAUACACGAACAAUCUGUCUACUGACGUACUGCCUUUUUUGGAAGCUGAUCAUGUGACAGCGGGCAAAGGGACUGGGCUGGUCCAUACGGCGCCGGCGCAUGGACCAGAGGACUUCCUUGUUGCUCUCAAGAACAAUAUGAUUGUGGAAUGCAAUGUAGAUGAACUUGGACGGUACAUAAAUCUUGGCCCAAAACUGGAUAGUCUUCAAGUCCUAAAAGAAGGGCAGGAUGCUGUGAUUAAAAUGCUGGAACAUUCCAUCAUACAAACAGGAACGUACAUACAUUCCUACCCUUUGGACUGGAGAACUAAGAAGCCGGUUAUCCUUAGAGCGAGUCACCAGUGGUUUAUUGAUACAUCUGCUUUGAAAGAGAAGGCAUUGGCAGUAUUGGAUAAAGUGUCUAUCCUCCCACCGUCGACGGCGGCUCAGUCACGUCAAGGCUUCAGAGCGCUGUUGGAAAAACGACCCUACUGGUGUAUAUCUAGACAACGAUCAUGGGGAGUGCCUAUACCGGUUUUGUACAGGGGUACUGAAGUUAUUUUGAAUGAGGAUAUCCUAGAGAGGUUAUGUUCAUUAGUGGAUAAACACGAGACUGAUGUUUGGUGGACUUGUGAUGUCAAAGACUUGAUUCCAAACGACGUUGCUGAUAAAUAUAACCUGAAUAUUGAAGAAAUUACUAAAGGCAAGGAUAUAAUGGAUAUCUGGCUAGACUCCGGCCUGUCCUGGCAGACGUUAGACGGGAAGAAAGCUGCACUUUACUCCGAGGGAGUCGAUCAGUUGACGGGAUGGUUUCAGGCGUCCUUACUGACCUCGCUAGCUUUGAAGGAUGACGCUCCAUAUGAAUCAAUAUUCGUGCAUGGCUUCGUAGUGGAUGAGAAGAAACGUAAGAUGUCUAAGUCUAUUGGCAACGUUGUUGACCCCAAGGCCAUUAUACACGGAGACAAGAAACAACCCGGGUACGGAGUGGACACACUUAGAUGGUGGGUUGCGAGUCACGCCACUCAACAUUCCCAAAUAGUGAUCAGCCAGAAACUGCUAGAAGAUUGCCAGAACGAAGUCAUCAGGCUACGCAACAUCAUAAAAUACCUCCUCGGCGUUAUAAAUGACUUGGAAAAACCCGUCUUUACCCAAAAACCGAAUUUGAAUUACUUCGACCAAUAUAUGGUACAAGAAAUCCAUCAAUUUGAAAACCAAAUAGUGGAUUGUUUCAAUAAUUUUAGAUAUAACCAAGUUGCGCAAAGUGUAUUAUAUUUUAUUAGUAAUAAAGUUUCCGGACUUUACUGUCAUUGUAUAAAGGAUCGAUUAUAUUGUUCGGAAAAGAAUUCAAACGAAAGAUUGUCAGCCCAGCUUGUAAUACACACGGCUUUGAUCUCUAUUUGUAAGGCCUUAGGUCCUAUUUUGCCUCACUUGGUGGAAGAAGCGUGGCUUUAUCAUCCUUUACAUGAAAAUCCCUUUUAUUUCACAAAAGAUAUACCAGUUUUAAAGACUAAUAAUUUCGAAACUUCAAUAAUGGAUGCGAUAUUGGAUAUCAAAAAAGACGUGUGCAGGUUAGCAAAGAACGAAAACUUGAAAAAAUUACAACUGAAUUUGAGGGUAGAUUCGAAUUUGUAUGAAAAAUUAAAAGGUUUGAAUGUUCAUGAUGGACUGAAUGACAGUGUUUUGUGUGAAAUUUUAGAACUGUCAUCUGUCAAUUUGGAGGUCAAUAACGGCGGGGAACGAGAAAUUAUAUUGACACAGAGUAAAAACCGCCAAUGUUUGAGAUGUAGGAAAUAUAAUUCCACAGACGAUAGUGACAGGUGCUUGAGGUGCGCAAAAGUCUUAUCGUUACUAAUGUAAAACGAAAAUAUUUUAAGUUCGAUGUAUACUUGACCAGAAAUAUAAAAAGCCUAGUUUGAGGAUUUAGAGGGGUUUUUAUUUAUUUUAAUAACUAGCGGACGCCCGCGACUUCGUCCGCGUGGAAUUCAGUAUUCACAAAUCCCGCGGGAACCGUGGAUUUUUCCGGGAUGAAAAGUAGCCUAUGUGUUAAUUCAGAGUAAAAUCUAUUUACAUUCCAAAUUUCAGCCAAAACGCUUCAGUAGCCGCAGCGUAAAAGAGGAACAAACAUACUUACACACUUUCACACUUACACACAAACUUUCGCCUUUAUAAUAUUAGUAGGAAGUAUUUUAGACGCCUGUAUGGAAUAACGGAAAAAAAUAGUUCCUUUUUUAUCUUUCUGGUCAGGUUGCCCUUACUAGGGCAAGUGAUAGAAUGUAAUAUUUAUUUGUAAAGAUAUUCAUCGUAGGUAUAGGUAGUUGAAUAAUUUGAGUUUAAUUUAAUUAUAUUUACAAUAAAGUUAUAUAAAUUACAA
This is a messenger RNA of Bicyclus anynana (squinting bush brown), 3408 nucleotides long. RefSeq names its product isoleucine--tRNA ligase, mitochondrial (gene IleRS-m). Bases 48 to 2894 code for a protein of 948 amino acids. Gene Ontology annotation, molecular function: tRNA binding; ATP binding; aminoacyl-tRNA deacylase activity. Lineage: Eukaryota; Metazoa; Arthropoda; Insecta; Lepidoptera; Nymphalidae. Gene Ontology annotation, cellular component: cytosol. Gene Ontology annotation, biological process: isoleucyl-tRNA aminoacylation. The transcript is spliced from 13 exons. The record is from RefSeq and is a predicted model, not a curated record.